CCGCGCCAGCCCGCCGCGGUUGCCAGGCAACGCGCGGUCCCGGCAGCUGGUAGCGUGGGGUUCCGCGGGGCCAUGGGGCCGCAGGGCCUCGCGCCGCUCCUGCUUAUGCUCCUGGAUUGCUGGGCCUCCGUGAGCGCCCAGACCAGGGCCCCUCAGCCUGUGACGACGGAAGGCCUCAACUCUGCGGAGGCGGCCCGGACGACUCUGCGACCCGCCUUGUCUCCUAGGCCCCCUGGAACCCCCAAGGCCCCCGUGCCAUCCUCUGGCCCCAGGCCCACCCCGGUCACGGACGUUGCUGCUCUGUGUGUCUGUGACCUGACUCCAGCACAGUGUGACGUCAAUUGCUGUUGUGAUCCUGAUUGCAGCUCCAUGGAUUUCAGUGUCUUUUCUGCCUGUUCAGUUCCAAUUGUCACGGGCGAUAGUCAGUUUUGUAGUCAAAAAGCAGCCAUCUAUUCAUUGAAUUUUACAGCAAAUCCACCUCAAAGGAUAUUUAAACUUGUUGACCAGAUUAAUCCAUCUAUUUUCUGCAUUCAUAUUACAAACUAUAAACCUGCACUAUUCUUUAUUAAUCCGGAAGAGCCUGAUGAAAAUAAUUUUGAUAAAUUGAUGGAAACAUCUGAAGGAUUUUCCUUGAAUUCAGAAUCAGAGCUUUCUUUCACAACCCAGUUGGACACUCCAGAUACUGCUAAAUAUAAGUAUGGGGUUCAUCUGCAGACUUCAGAUUCAUUCUUGAGAUUUCCCUCUCCCCUUACGUCAUCUCUGUGCACUGAUGAUAACCCUGCAGCAUUUCUAGUGAACCAAGCUGUUAAGUGCACCAGAAGGAUCAAUUUGGAACAGUGUGAAGAAAUUGAAGCCCUGAGCAUGGCUUAUUACAGCAGCCCUAAAAUUUUGAGGGUACCUGGUUUAAGAGCAAAGGCAGAGAUCCCUAUCACUGUUCACUCCAUCCUCAUUCAGUCUCUGAAUAAAACACUAACCCAACUGGAGGACACGGUCAUGUUGAAUCAGACCCUGGUUGAGGCUGGGCAUGUUAAAAUCUGCACUAACGUCGUUCUUGAGGUGAAGUACAGCCUCACAUACACAUCUGCAGGUGAGAUAACACAGGCUGGCCUCUCUCUCCUUCUGGGGACAGUGAGCCAGGCAGUAGUUCCACUGGAGCAGAAGUUUGAAAUUCAUUUCAUUCAGCAAAAUACAAAGCCAGUUCUUCUCAGUGGAAACCCUGGCUAUGUUGUGGGGCUCCCAUUAGUUGCUGGAUUUCAGCCUCAGAAGGGAUCUGGGAUUAUUCAGACCAUGAACAGAUACGGACAAUUUACUGUUCUUCGUAGCACAGCGGAGCAGGACUGCUUAGCAGUAGAGGGGAUCCGGACCCCAGUGUUAUUUGGUUAUGAUAUGCAAUCUGGCUGUAAACUAAGACUGCCUCAAGCCAUCACGUGUCAGCUCGCAGUGAAGAAAGUAAAGAACCUCCUGAAGGGCCAAGGCUUCCCAGAUUAUGUUGCCCCUUUUGGAAACUCCCAGGCCCAGGAUGUGCUGGACUGGAUCCCUGUCCACUUCAUCACCCAGGCAUCCCACAUGAAGGAUUCUUGCCAGCUCCCAGUGGCUUUGUUUAUAGAAGUGAAGUGGACCAAAUACGGGUCCUUACUGAACCCACAGGCUAAAAUUGUAAACGUAACUGCAAGUCUCAUUUCAUCCCCCUUUCCUGAGACCGACUCAGGAAAUGAGAGGACGGUUCUUAUUUCCACUGCGGUUACUUUUGUGGAUGCGUCUGCACCUGCGAAGGCAGGCUUCAGAGCUCGGCCAACCAUCAAUGCCAGGCUGCCGUUUAAUUUCUUCUUUCCGUUUGUUUGACGAGGAGAUGGAGCCAGGACCUGGGGGUCUACUCCCAGGCUCCACCCACCCAGCACUCCCUCUGUGGCUACCCCGAGCAGGGGCCAUACCGUUGAUGAUCCGGGCCACCCGCCACAGCCGGAGCAGAAUCAGCAGCCCAAGAGCCUCAAACUCAUGCUUCUGGAACAGGAGGACAAGGUCGAGGAUGAAGGAAACCACCACCACAAAGGUGUCCAGGAUUUCAAAUUUGUGGUGAAAGAACUCCAAGCGGAAGACAAAUAAUUUUAAAAAAACCUCCAUCAUAAAAAGCGUCAAGAUGGCAAAGCUUGAGUAGUGGAACACCUGGAGAUGACAGAGGAGGCAGAGUGAGAACAGAUCCAGGGCUGGCCACAGGCUGGGGCACGGCACACAGAGGACCUGGCCUUGAGCGCACCUGCCCGGGCACCAGAGAGUGAAUGCAUUCGUCUGACCCAUCCCAAACUCCACCAGAGCUCUGCUCCAACUGGGGCUACAGCUGGGGCACCGCAGACAAGGGCUCUGCUCUGCCUCUCUGCUCCCAAUGGCAGGAUUGAAAACCUCCACCAUGCCCUUUGGCCCAGUAAUUCCAAUGCUAGGAAUUUAGCCUAAAGCUAUGCUCUCUCACAUGUGCACAAAGGCAUGUUGUAGCAAUAUUUGCUGCAGCAUCAUUUGCAGACAAAAGACUUUCUACAUCAUUUGUAGAAUAGAAAUAUCUGUUAGAGGGCACUUGUCAAAUGCAUUACAGUGCCUCCAAAUGGAGCUCUAUGUAAUUAUUAAAGACCAAGGCUGACUCUUAAGUACUGACUAGAAAUGAUCACCAAGGUAGAUGGUAAUUAAAGAGGGUUGCCAGAUCUUGAUUUAUAAGUACUAGUUUUCAUUCAAGUAACCACUUCCAUUCUAGGACAGGGAAAGUACAAAGUGACCUGGGACAUUAUAUUGGGCCAGAAAGCAAGGAAAUGCUCAAAGAUGCUCAAACAUGUAGUCAUGUUAAAAGGAUAUAGCAGUCAGCUUAAAGAGACUCACAGUGACCAAAUUUAGUGGGGCAAUUCGGACACUGAACAGAAUAACUAUGAUUGUAAUACACUGAAUAAAAAAAAUAAUCUAUGAGUCCUUAGUGAUACACACAAACAUGGGGAAAAAAGGAAAGCUCCUCUUUAUAUAUAUAAAAAAUAAAACACCAAAAAACCCCACCUACUAGAUGUAAAAUGAGUGCUAGAAAUCUCAGUUUGCAUCCCCCAGUGUAUUCAUUGACUUAGGCAGUGACCAUCAGGUGGAUGCUAAUUGGGGAUGAGGAUCUUUACAUGGCAGUCAAGUGUCACUGUGCAGAUUAUUUAUAACUGCAACAGGAAAGUGCCCCUGGACAGUGGAACAGCUCAGCAUUUACUACCUUAAGUGAUCCCACUGAGUAUCAGUGAUAGUGACGUGCCACGCUAUAAGGAAAACAGCCCAUCAGCCAAGCACUGAAAAGUGCUAACUGGACCCUUGCUAACUGGACCUAACCUCUGGUGUACAGAGGUUACAGAACAAGGACAAUGUAAGAAUAUGAACAAGUUGAAGGACCUCUGGGGAAACAGACAAGUCCAGAAUGUGGGACAUCCUACAAAAUGACUGGCUAGAUUCUGGGCAGGGGGCAAGGUGGGAGGAUUCUUCUAGAUUAAAAGAGACUGAGGAGAUACAACCAAGUAGCAUGUCAGAAGUCUGGUUUGAAGAGAAAAAAGCAUUAUAACAGAUAUUCGUGGGACAAAUGAGGGAAAUUUGAAUAUAAACUGGUUAUGGAAUUAUAAUUUUUUAAGUGUGGUAAUGUGAUUACGGUUCUGUGAGAGAAAGAUCUUAUUCUGAGGCAUAUUGAAGAAUACUUCAAUAUGUGUGUCCUGAUGUCUAACUUACUUUCAAAUAGUCAAGAAUACAUGAGUGUGUUUGUGGAUAUAUAGAGAAAUAAAGCAAAUGUAGCAAAAAGUG
This is a messenger RNA of Canis lupus familiaris (dog), 3798 nucleotides long. RefSeq names its product tectonic family member 1 (gene TCTN1). Gene Ontology annotation, cellular component: MKS complex. The transcript has 15 exons. NCBI's taxonomy places the organism in Eukaryota, Metazoa, Chordata, Mammalia, Carnivora, Canidae. Gene Ontology annotation, biological process: protein localization to ciliary transition zone; cilium assembly. The record is from RefSeq and is a predicted model, not a curated record. Bases 73 to 1842 code for a protein of 589 amino acids.